AUGGCUCCAUCAACAGUAUUAGAUGGGUGCCCAUAUGGGUAUCGGCCAUAUCCAGAUAGCACCACUAAUGCCUUGAAUCCGUGCUUCCUGUCCAUGGUGUCUUCGUGGCAAGCCGUUUUCUUUUUAUUGGUAGGUACCUAUCAACUACGGAAACUUUAUAGGAACAAAAGAGUUCCGCCCAAGUUUAAGAACUUUCCAAUAUAUCCAGGUGAAAUCAGCAGCAGACAUACAAUGCAUUUGACUAACGUUUGCUUUCAGUCCACCCUCAUAAUUUGCCAACUGGCUUUAGUAGCCCAGCAAAGCGACGAGAAUUACCCAUCUAUAUUGAAAACGUCUCUUUACUUAAAUCUCCUCUUCAAUAUGGGGAUUUCUCUUCCUACUCAAUACUUAGAAUACUUUAAGAGCACGUACUCUAUGGGUAACCAGCUUUUCUAUUACAUGUUUCAAAUAUUUAUGCAAUUUUUCCUAAUAGCGCAAAGAUAUUACCAUAACUCAAGUGAACCAAGACUCGCCUUAAUUAGUGGUCAAGCAGCUAUGAUCUUGGAAUUUCUCAUUCUCGGUAACUCUGUGACAAUUUUCGUUUAUGAUUUAUGCCUAUUUGAACCAAUCGAGGAAUUGGCUGAAUACUAUAAGGAAAACGAUUGGUAUCCUCCCGUGAAUGUAUUGUCGUAUAUUACGUUUAUUUGGAUGAACAAAUUGAUAAUGAAAACCUACCGUGAUAAGAAAAUUGAAAAUCCUGACAAACUGCCCCUACCACCAGUUGAUUUGGAUAUUAGGACAAUAAGCAAGGGAUUUGAAGGAAAUUGGGAACUGGAGAAAUGGCUGGAUAGAAACUCUCUCCAGCGAGCUAUUUGGAAGUCUUUUGGGAAGACUAUUUCAAUAGCGGUGCUAUAUGAAACCACAUCUGACUUACUGUCUGUUAUACAACCACAAUUUCUACGUUUAUUCAUAGAGGGCUUCAAUCCAGAGACACCCGCUAAAUACCCUCCUUUAAACGGUGUAUUUAUCGCUCUUGCUCUUUUCUUGAUAAGCGUGAUCUCUGUUUUCCUUUCAAACCAAUUUUAUAUUGGAAUUUAUGAGGCUGGUUUAGGGAUGAGAGGGUCUUUGGCUUCUUUAGUAUACCAAAAAUCUCUAAAAUUGUCAUUGGCUGAGCGUAAUAACAAAUCUACGGGUGAUAUAUUAAAUCUGAUGUCCGUGGAUGUCCUGAGAAUUCAGAGAUUUUUCGAGAAUGCUCAAACCAUUAUUGGUGCUCCCAUCCAAAUCAUCGUUGUUUUAACUUCACUUUAUUGGCUAUUAGGGAAUGCUGUCAUUGGUGGUUUAGUCACCAUGGCCAUUAUGAUGCCUAUUAAUGCUCUAUUGUCGAAAAAGGCUAAAGCAUUAUCAAAGACACAGAUGAAAUAUAAGGAUAUGAGGAUCAAAACUAUAACAGAGCUUCUGAACGCUAUAAAGUCUAUCAAAUUGUACGCCUGGGAAGAACCUAUGAUGGAAAAAUUAAAUCAUGUCCGCAAUGACAUGGAAUUGAAAAAUUUUAGGAAAAUUGGUAUAGUGAGUAACCUGAUAUAUUUUGCCUGGAACUGUGUUCCUUUAAUGGUAACUUGCUCUACAUUCGGCCUGUUUUCUUUAUUCAGUGAUACGCCAUUAUCUCCUUCCAUUGUUUUCCCUUCACUGUCUUUAUUUAAUAUUUUGAAUAGUGCCAUAUAUUCAGUCCCAUCCAUGAUAAAUUCCAUUAUAGAGACAAGUGUUUCAAUGGGAAGACUAAAGUCUUUCCUCCUUAGUGAUGAAGUUGACGACUCAUUUAUUGAACGUACUGAUUCUCCAUCUGAUGAGAGUGUAUUACCUGUCUUGGAGAUGAAUAACAUUACCUUUUUAUGGAAAUCAAAGGAGGCAUUAGCAUCCAGUCAACUUGAAAACAAUUCAAGGACGGACGAAGAAUCUACAAUAGGAUCGUCUCAAAUUGCAUUAAGGAAUAUCGAUCAUUUCGAAGCGAAAAGGGGUGAUUUGGUUUGCGUUGUCGGCCGUGUGGGUGCUGGUAAAUCGACUUUUUUAAAAGCGAUCCUUGGCCAACUCCCUUGCAUGAGUGGUUCCAAAGAAUCGCUACCACCCAAGUUGAUUAUUAGAGCAUCGUCCUUGGCAUAUUGCUCACAAGAAUCUUGGAUAAUGAAUGCCUCUGUGAGAGAGAAUAUUUUAUUCGGUCAUAAAUUUGAUAAGGUUUAUUAUGAUCUUACCAUCAAAGCAUGCCAAUUGUUACCUGACUUAAAAAUUUUGCCAGACGGCGAUGAAACUUUGGUGGGUGAAAAGGGUAUAUCUCUAUCUGGUGGUCAAAAGGCCCGUCUCUCAUUAGCUAGGGCUGUAUACUCAAGGGCAGAUAUUUACUUACUGGAUGAUAUCCUAUCCGCUGUUGAUGCAGAAGUCAGUAAGAAUAUCAUUGAACAUGUUUUGAUUGGGAAAACAGCUUUGUUGAAAAAUAAGACAAUUAUUUUGACUACUAAUACAGUAUCAAUCUUAAAACACUCGCAAAUGAUUUAUGCACUCGAAAGUGGUGAAAUCGUCGAACAUGGAAACUACGAAAGUGUAAUGAAGCGUGAGAACAAUAAUUCUAAAUUAAAGAAGCUGCUAGAAGAAUUCGAUACUCCCAUUGAUAAUAUGAAUGGGAAUGAUACGCGAACUGAUCAGUCACCUGAAUAUGAUGUAGAGGAAACUUUGCAGCUUAAAGUAGUUGAAUCAGAGGAUGAAGACGAGGUCGCCACAAACGGCGAAUUGGAGCUGAUCAAAGUCAACUCCAGAAGAGCGUCCUUGGCUACACUAAGACCUAGGCCCUUUAUAGGAGCGCAAUUAAAUGCCACAAAGAAGACAGCACAACAGGCUGAAAAGACUGAGGUUGGUAGAGUCAAGACUAAAGUAUAUCUUGCAUAUGUUAAAGCAUGUGGUGUUCUAGGAGUUGUUCUAUUUUUCUUAUUCAUGAUUCUAACGAGAGUUUUCGAUUUAGCAGAGAAUUUCUGGCUAAAAUAUUGGUCAGAAUCUAAUGAAAGAAACGGUUCGAACGAAAGGGUUUGGAUGUUUGUUGGUGUAUAUUCCUUACUUGGAGUGGGAUCAGCCGCUUUUAAUAAUCUAAGGAGCAUCAUAAUGCUGUUAUACUGUUCUAUCAGGGGCUCUAAAAAACUGCAUGAAAACAUGGCCAAAUCCGUGAUUAGAAGUCCUAUGGUUUUUUUUGAGACAACGCCAGUUGGAAGAAUUAUAAACAGAUUUUCAUCUGAUAUGGAUGCGGUAGACAGUAGUCUGCAGUAUGUUUUCUCAUUUUUCUUCAAGUCAAUACUUACUUAUUUGGUUACCAUUAUACUGGUUGGUUACAACAUGCCAUGGUUUUUGGUAUUUAAUAUGUUUUUGUUGGUAAUCUACAUUUAUUACCAAAGAUUUUACAUUGUAUUGUCCAGGGAGCUUAAAAGAUUGAUUAGCAUAUCCUAUUCGCCCAUUAUGUCGUUAAUGAGUGAAAGUCUUAACGGAUAUUCUAUUAUUGACGCAUAUAAUCAUUAUGAAAGGUUUAUUUAUCUAAACUACGACAAAAUCCAAUCUAAUAUUGAUCUUGUUUUCAAUUUCAGAUCAAUAAAUAGGUGGUUAUCCGUGCGUUUACAAACCAUUGGUGCUACAAUUGUUUUGGCUACGGCGCUGCUGGCGUUGACAACAAUUAAUACCAAAAAUCAAUUAAGUUCUGGUAUGGUUGGUUUGUUGAUGGCUUACUCCUUAGAAGUCACAAGUUCAUUAACAUGGAUUGUAAGAACAACUGUGAUGAUAGAAACUAACAUCGUUUCUGUGGAAAGAAUUGUUGAAUACUGUGAGUUACCACCGGAAGCUCAAUCCAUUAAUCCUGAAAAGAGGCCAGAUGAAAACUGGCCAUCAGAGGGUAGAAUUGAAUUCAAAAACUAUUCAACAAAAUAUAGAGAAAAUUUGGACCCAGUGCUAAAGGAUAUAAACGUAAGAAUUGAGCCGUGUGAGAAAAUUGGUAUUGUUGGUAGAACAGGCGCGGGGAAGUCUACGUUGUCUUUGGCUUUAUUUAGAAUAUUAGAACCUGCUGAAGGCAAAAUUAUUAUUGACGAUGUUAAUAUAUCCGAGUUAGGCUUAUUUGACUUGAGGAGCAAUUUGGCCAUUAUUCCUCAGGAUGCACAGGCUUUUGAAGGUACGGUACGGACCAAUUUAGAUCCUUUCAAUCGUUACUCAGAGGAUGAGCUAAAAAAGGCCAUUGAACUAGCACACUUAAAGUCUCAUUUGGAGAAAAUGCUUGGGAACGAAACUGGAUGUAGUGAUAAUAAUGUUGAAGAACGUGAAAAUGCUAAGGAUAUUCUGGAUGUGAAUAUUAAUGAGAACGGCAGUAAUUUGUCGGUGGGACAAAGACAAUUAUUAUGUUUGGCAAGAGCGUUAUUGAGUCACUCUAAGAUUUUGGUUCUUGACGAGGCUACGGCUUCAGUGGACAUGGAAACGGAUAAGAUCAUCCAAGAUACGAUCAGAAGAGAAUUCAAGGAUCGUACAAUCUUAACUAUUGCACAUCGUAUCGACACCGUGUUGGACAGUGAUAAAAUCAUUGUUCUUGAUAAGGGCAAUGUAAAAGAAUUCGACUCACCUUCGAAAUUACUAUCUGACAAGGGAUCUAUUUUCUAUAGUCUUUGUGAAAAAGGUGGCUAUUUGAAAAAAUGA
Messenger RNA from Saccharomyces eubayanus, 4686 nucleotides. RefSeq names its product ATP-binding cassette bilirubin transporter BPT1 (gene BPT1). The transcript has a single exon. Gene Ontology annotation, molecular function: ABC-type transporter activity; ATP binding; bilirubin transmembrane transporter activity. Lineage: Eukaryota; Fungi; Ascomycota; Saccharomycetes; Saccharomycetales; Saccharomycetaceae. Bases 1 to 4686 code for a protein of 1561 amino acids. Gene Ontology annotation, biological process: transmembrane transport. The record is from RefSeq and is a predicted model, not a curated record. Gene Ontology annotation, cellular component: membrane.